AUGAAGCACGAAGGAGGAGUCGAUUUUUCUGGCGGUUCAAGCCUCCAAUCGGGGUUGUGGGGGUUGAGAAGGGUAGCAACAGCCGGAGAGGGUGCUUAUGGUGGUAUUUCUAAGCGGAAGGAGGAAGGGAAGGGGAUAUGGAGGUGGCGGCAGUGGGGAACCAGGAAAACAUCACCGGUGAUUCUAGUUCUUCGACAGGGGAAGGAGACGAACGGGAUGACAGUCGUUGAGAGGGCUGUGAAGGGGUAUCGGGACAGUACAACAACAAUUUCGGGGGUGUUUGACAGUGGGUGCUCGGUGGAAAUAGGCGGAGAAGGUUGGGCCUGCUACUACCGGCGAAGAAUCACAGGUCCUUUCCUUCUUCUUCACUGGUUCUAG
Lactuca virosa is the source of this 378-nucleotide messenger RNA. The record is from the annotation of a GenBank genome assembly. NCBI's taxonomy places the organism in Eukaryota, Viridiplantae, Streptophyta, Magnoliopsida, Asterales, Asteraceae.